GUGUGUGGUGAGGGAGGGAGUGAUGUUGCAAGUCUGCGGUGCGGGGCUGCAUCUCAAUGAGAAACUGGCCAAUGUAAAUCACCGCAAGACAGGAGAGAGAGAGAGAGAGAGCAGCUGCCGUCCAGACUCUUCUGCGGGACAACAAAGAACUCCCAUCACGACUUCUGUCAGCAUAACUCAACAUCUGAAUCGUGCCCAUAAACAAUACUAAAUAUUCUUCACAUUUAGCCCCCUUGACAGGACAACAUGGAUGAGCAUUUUGACGAGAGGGACAAAGUCCAGCGCAACCGCCGAGCUGGAGGACGGGCAAACGGUCUCAUGAGCCCGGCACACAGCGCUCACUGCAGUCUGUACCGGACCAGAACCCUGAAAGCCCUGAGCUCUGAGAAGAAAGCGAAGAAAGUGCGUUUUUACCGCAACGGCGACCGAUACUUUAACGGCAUAGUGUAUGCCAUCUCAUCCGACAGGUUUAGGACCUUUGACGGUUUGCUGGCCGACCUGACUCGCACUCUUUCCGACAACACCAACCUGCCUCAAGGUGUCCGAUUCAUCUACACUAUUGAUGGAUCCAAGAAAAUCACCAAUAUAGAUCAACUGGUGGAAGGUGAGAGUUAUGUAUGCUGCUCCACCGAAGCAUUUAAAAAACUGGACUACACCAGCAAUGUCAACCCUAAUUGGUCAGUGAAUGUGAAGGCCCUGGGGUCCAUCAAGUGUCCCACCUCUCUGGCUUGCACCAUAUUAGGGCUGCAUUCCAAGGAGAGCAAAGACUUCAUCAGACCCAAACUGGUCACUGUCAUCCGCAGCGGAGUGAAGCCCCGGAAGGCGGUUCGCAUCCUGCUUAACAAGAAGACUGCCCAUUCCUAUGAGCAGGUUCUCAGUGACAUAACAGAUGCUAUAAAACUCGACUCUGGUAUUGUCAAGAAGAUCUACACCCUUGAGGGAAAACAGGUCAUCUGCCUUCAAGAUUUCUUCGGGGAUGAGGACGUCUUCAUCGCAUGCGGCCCGGAGAAGUUCCGUUACCAGGAUGACUUCCUGUUGGAUGAAAGCGAAUUGAAAUCCACUUCCUAUGGAAAAAUGGGUUCUGGAAACAGAAGUUCGGCCCUUUCCGGACGCAGCAAGUCUCCCGCUGACUCAGUAAAUGGGACAUCGGCCGGUCACCUGUCCACACCCCAUUCUGCAAAAUCGCCCAGUCCGUCUCCUGCCAGCCCAGGGAACCUGAACAAACACGGGGAAACGGACAAGGUGGACAUUGCCACGACAGCUUAACUUUCCCUAAGUGGCACUAAAAUUCACAGUCAAUCCCUAGCAAGAAAAAAUGAUGCCGGGCCUCCACUAUUGAGAUUUUUGCACAGUUUCUAUUUCACAUUUUAUGCAUGGGAGGCCAGAUAAAUUGUUAAUUGAGAAUUACUUUUAUUUGUUGUAUAGGUCAGCAUUCAUGAUGAAACAUUGUCCUCAUACACACUGCAAGGUUCUGUACUCUCAGAAAUAAAUGUACAAAAGCUGUCACUGGGACAGUACCCUUUCAAAACAGCACACCUUUGUACCCAAAGAAUGCAUAUUAGUACUUCAAAGAUACAUAUUUGUACCUAAAUGGUACAUAUUAGGACCGUUUUUAAAGGGUACUGCCCCAGUGACAGCUUUGUACCUUUAUUUUUGACAGUGCUCUCAGAAAUAAAGGUACAACAGCUGUCACUGGGACAGUACCCUUUCAAAAAGGUACACCUUUGUACCCAAAGAGUACAUAUUAGUACUUCAAAGGUACAUAUUGGUACCUAAAAGGCACAUAUUUGGACCUUUUUAAAGCCCCCAGAGACAGCUUUUGUACCUUUUAUUUUUGACAGUAACGAAACCAGAUUUUCAUUUUUUAUACUGAUUCUUGUGUGGAUGGGACUCACUGCCCAAUUGGAGAAAAAACAUCCAAUUUUUUUAGUAAAAAGCAAGGGGGUUACCCUGAGACAACCAAAGUCCACUUUCUAUUAAGUGUCCAAUGAUCUGAACAACUACUUGCAUUGCAGUUGUAGCAGUGACACAGCUCAGAUGCAUUUUUAGUUACAUCAUAACUUGAUUAGUUUUCUUUUUUACGUAGAUUUAAUGUAAAUCUGUUUAUCACUACUUUUUCCAGAGUGAAUUGUGAAGUUGUCCCUCCUAUAGAUAACCACACUGUGCACAAAUCUAGAUUUUUUUUUUUUUUUGCGGUGUGUAUGUGGUCAUUGAGACUGCUAUGAGCAGAGAAUACAUACAAUAUACGCUGUUAAAGGAGCAUGCAACUCAUUAGAAAGUCUGUUGUUUAUUAAGUAGGAGUCACAUGUGUGUGUGACCAAGUGUCCUUGAUCCUGUGAUCUGAGAGACUAAUGCAAAAAGGUUUAAUGCAGUCAAAGCUUCCCUAUCCAGCUUCGAUAUAAAGCAUUUAAUAUAAGCCAUAAGCCUUUGGCGCAUCUUUCCUGAAUUCUUAAAGCGAAACAUUAAUCAGGGUAGAUGUUACAGUCCAGUACACAUGUUGAGUUGCUCGAUUAUAUCACGUGCCGAUAUUGACCCAGUAUAGAUUAAUCAGAAUCUCUUGGCCACCACUGAACUGGAAUUUUACUCUGACCAUAAAUGGGAACAUUUAGGAAUACUGGUUUAGGUCACAUCAUGUUCUUGCUGCAUGCUUUAGUCAUCAUGAAAGUAUAGAUAAACUUCCUCUUGUGAAAAAGGCUGACUUUUAACCAAAGUCCCUCAAACCGAUUCGAUUGUGGUCGUGGAGAGACAAAAGCACUCGGUUCUUUGAGUUCACCCUAUUCCCGCUUUUCCAUUUAUCUUGCACAGCUGCAUGAGCUCUUAAUGUUGGAUGAUCUCUCUGUGGCUUGCUGUUGCAGAAUGUUAAUUUGGGACAGUCAGAUCUGCCCAAAGCAGAGACGCAACUCAACGUUGUUGCAACCAUCUCCUGCAUAAGUGGGUCAGGCUUUGAAAUUCCCCCAGUAGAGUUCUGUGAAUGAAGGGGAACAUUUGCAUAAAUAUGAUACAAAUGCAAAAUAACGCAAUGUUCUCGGAAAAUUUUUUUCAGAUGUUAAUUCUUUAUCUAGCUUAUGAAUUUACAUGAGUCUCAAAAUGUUGUAGCUGUGUGACUUUGAGACAAGCAAGACAUAGUAAAACCAUCCCAUAUAGUAAAAUAGUAAAGCAGUCCUUUUAUAUUAAAUGAAAAAUUACAUAUAAAAUAUGAAAAUAUUAAUCGUAUUUCUACCGUUUUAAAAUGCAUUACUGCAUUCAAUUAAAAACUGAACUAUUUAACCAUUUAUAUUGAAUUAAUAUUGAUUGCCUUGCCAUUUAAGCCCAAGUUGUGAUUUGCAUAUGAUUUUGCAUAUUUAAUGUAUGACCCACUUAUAGUAAUGAACUAUAUAAGUGUGUGCAGCCUCUGUGUCCUCUGGCAAAUCCCCACUUUCAUCUCAUUUUCGGUCCAUAACCUCUCAAUUCCCCUGGGGGAAAAUAUGGAUCACAUACAUUUUAUACUAUGAUGACAAAUACAUAUUUAAAGUCCCCAUGAACCAGAAUUCGCAAUCUAUUACUUUUGUGUUGUGGCAAAUUUCUGAGUGAAACUGAAUAUCGUGCGAGGAAAAAGUGGGUGUGGCUUUUGAGAUUUUGAUUUUGAUUGAAGUUUAUAAGGGAACACAAUUAAAAAAAGGACUUAUAUAAAUUAUUUAAAAUAAAAACCGGACACAUAUAAAUUAUUUCAAUGCUUGAGAGAAAGGCACUUUGUCAAAGUCAGAAAUUUCAUAUACUAAAAUAUCAUAAUAAUACAAGGAUAGAAAAUACUUUUACUUGGUUAAAUUGGUGGGCCAUUUUUGCAUGUUGUAUAACACGGAAAGUAAGGUCAUCGUUCACUCUAUCUUUGUUCAUAAAUAUAGUCUCCAUUAAAUGAUAUCAAACUCAGACUUUGUGUGUUGGGUUGCAUGCUCUUCACAAUUUUCUUUGGGGUUUUGAUUGUGGGUUUAAAUAACAUUGUGUAUGAGUGCAUGUCUGUUGUCAUUCAUUCCAUUAACAGUCAUGUAAAAAUACAUCAACGUCUUCCAAUGAUUUUAUUGCAUGUGAAAUUUGGUUUAUGGUUUUAUUUUUGUUUUAUAUAUCUACAUAAACUCAAAAAUUUCAUUGAUUCUCAAUGUUUUGUGUUUUCAUCAAUUUUAAUUAUGAUCCAUUAUAUAUUCUUUACUGUCAUUCCAUUAUGUCACUCAUGUAGUUUUCAUGUUUCUGUUUUUUAAUAGUUUUGUAUCAUUUUUGUAUAUUGAUAUAUAUUUCGCAUAUAUAUCACUUAUAGAAAUAGAGAAGAUCAUGUCAAAGUCUUGUCAUUAUUUUUAAAGUUGUUCGUCUAGAAUUUUCUUUAUUUUUCUUUUCAAAUCAUGUCAUGAAACCAUUCCAUCAUGUAUGUACUAUGAUUACAUUUUCAUUAUACAUUAAACAAUACUGUAAGUCGAUUUAUCUUACUAUGAGCUUGUCUGGCUGUUUGUACUUCUUAAACACAAUUUGGGUCCUUCUCUCUUUAUUUGGAUUAUUUGGUUUAUCUCAGAUAUCACAGAUGCCAAAACAAACAUGGAUGAUUUGUUUUAUGCCUGUGCAAAGUAAGCCAAUGUAUUGGAAAAGCAAAUGAAAGCAGUUGGUUACAGAAUUAGAUUACAGGUGUAAUUACAAAAUGUCCUCAAGUGACUCGUAUGAGUCUCCAAAUCAUUUUCACUCAUUGGUUUUAAUGAAGCUGCAGCUACAGACGGUUUAUCGUCUCCACAGCUGUUUCCCGAAAAUCAGAGAUCCAGAGAGAGGACAACGCUGUAGCAGGGAGGUAGUAUUUAUCCUGUGAUGGGAAUAGUAAUGCACUUUCCUGGUGUUGGAUUAAAUUUGUAAUUUUGUAAUUAGUGUGCAAGAAUUCAACCACCAUACACAUGCUCAUACAUGUUUUUUUUCUAAUAUUAAACACCAGAAUAAAUACUAACAAUUGCAUGCUUCAUUUCAUAGUCCCAUUAUUCAUUAUUUCUCUGUGCUGUUGUUGUGAGUAAUCUGUUUGCUGUCGGUCCUGAGCAAUUCAACCAAUUUGGACAAGUGAUAUGACCCAACAUUCAAGCAGGAAACUGGCCUUAUAUGGGCAUGUGUCUGUGGCUGCAUCCUGUCUCGCUGAGGGAAAAUAUUAUUAGUGCCGCACACUCCAACAGUUUCCAUGGCAACAAGAGUUUUAAUACCGGCAGGACAAACUGUGAUCUGAAUGAAAUAGAAAAGGAUGCUGCAACACACACAUACACAGACUGACAAACACACGCUCUUUAGUCGAAACUGAUUACACUUAAACAGCCAUACCUUGCUCGUCUCUUACAUAUCUACUCAAAUUGACAUUAUCAGCGCAUGUAAUAGUACAAACCCACCCUGACCCGUGCAUCGCUUUGUCUAGGUAAAUUUACGCUCCAUUCUCGCUAUUAGGGACCCCGCUCACUGUUUUCAUCCCUUUGAGGUUCAACCGGGGCACGCUUGUAUGCCACCACUGUCCAAUCAAAUCCACUGAGUUUUCUCAGUAGUCAGGAGAGCAUAGAGCACUUCGAGACAUCUUUCCAAUUACUAUCCGCCUGGACCCGAAUGGGUCCCUGCACCCUGACUGGCGGCGGACGGGAGAGAAAACCAAUUUACAGCCCAGCCAGUAACUUACAGUUGUGGCUGCCAUGGCAACCGGCAAAAGCACCAAUGUGCUAACUGUCUUUGUCUUAAUGCAGUGCUGCUAUGUUUAAAAGUGAGAGUGAACACGGUCCCAAGGGUGCUGUCCUCACAGGAACAAUACAGGUGGAGCUGAGGCUAUCAUGGCAGGUAGAAAGCUAGACUACACUGAAAAGGUUUCAUAUUUUUUAUAGUUACAUGGUUGUCUGGGGUUUCUGAAGUACGUUUUUAUGUACCACAAGGUCCAUUUACUUCCAGGUUUAAAGGGAACCU
Messenger RNA from Paramisgurnus dabryanus, 5934 nucleotides. It is a transcript of the gene dclk1a, whose product is annotated as doublecortin-like kinase 1a. Gene Ontology annotation, biological process: axoneme assembly; retina development in camera-type eye; protein phosphorylation. The record is from RefSeq and is a predicted model, not a curated record. Lineage: Eukaryota; Metazoa; Chordata; Actinopteri; Cypriniformes; Cobitidae. Gene Ontology annotation, molecular function: ATP binding; protein kinase activity. Gene Ontology annotation, cellular component: axoneme.